AUGGCCGCGGCACAGGUGGCUUAUGUGACAAUAGUUCGACUUACGAUAUGUUCAGACAAUCAUAUGAGCCAGUCAUGUCUAAUUGAGAUAAACAAGAGCAUUAGUGAGCUACGCCGAUAUCUAUCCUGUGUGGUUUGCUGUCGGCUGCUCACUGAUCCUUAUGAGCCGAAAGGACCUCAAUGUGGCCAUUAUGUGUGCCGUUUAUGCGUUCGUGGAGACAAACGUCUAGUUCCGGAAUGCCCGAUAUGCCGCAACUGUUCCGGCUUCACGAACUAUGAGGAGAAUCGUGUUGUAACAUUGCUUCUGCUAUGCUACAAGUCGAUAUGUAUCUACAUGAUGUUGGAUAAAAUAUUUCCCAAACUAGAGGGUUAUAUGACAGUUCCCCAUACGGAUUCGGAUAUUCCGGCCGCGAUAUUGCCAACGAUGACCAUUCAUGAUGUUAUUAAUGAGGGCUCUAAAUAUGAUGACAUAAUGUAUACAUUCCUAUACGAAUCAGAUAUGCCAUUCUUUCGCGAUAAGACAGGCAAAGAAUUGCAAUCACCUUUGCGAGAGAUAUCAGCAUCGGUCACAGCCAGAAAUAUGGGCAGAAUAUCCUUACCAUUAAUGCCCCCAAUUGAAUAUUUACCGCCGGAGCAACAGGUCGCCUAUAACAGAGCCAUUCGUAUUGUAGCGUCUACCGCUGAGUACGUAAGACGGCAACGCUUUGAAAAUCUGUACAGCAAUUGCAAAGGCUUCGCAUCUAUACCUGGAGCAAACUUCUUCCAGCUAUUUUCAGCCAGAGAUCCUGGCCAGUGGGCUCAGGCUGUCAUAAAACAGCAGCAAACAGCUGACAUGUUAAAAGUUCGGGAUCAGGCUAUGAUUGAACCGAAUGAAACAUCGUUGGAUUCUUCAAUAAACCAAGAACCUAAUGCCAAAAUGGAAAACCACGAGCCGAUGCAGGUUUCCGGUCAAGUAGAAAAAGUUGAUACAAUAGUGGAUGCACAGAUAGAGAUGAAGAGUCAGACAACAAAUGUCAAUGCUGAGGAUUUAUUGGGCUCUAGCCAAACUAAAAAGUCAGUUGUAACUGUGAAGGCAAUGGUUCCUAACCAAAAGUGUAAAUCCAAUGACUCUUUAAUUGCUCAGGAGAAUAACAAAAAUCAGAAAGCAAAUCCAGUCAAGCAAACAGAGACAGUUGUCCAGGCUCCUCCCAGCCGUAAGAGAAAAUCCAAUGAAACCGUAGUUUCAGUGAAAGAUAAAAGAAAUUCUACUGAUAUUCCUUUGCGUAGUCAAAAACCUAUUAUUGUGUCAUAUAUUCAGGUAAAACCCCCAGAUAAACCUGUCGACGAUGUUUCUAAGCCAACCGUCAGCAAUCAGAAACAGCGUAAAGUUUGCGGAUGCGGCCAGAAAGUCGGCCAAAAGAAACGUAAUGUAUGCCGCAGCAAUCGUUGUUAUUGCUAUAGUAAUGGCUAUAGCUGUUCCGAUUGCAAUUGCCAGGGUUGUAAGAAUCCCCUUAAGUCAGACAUCAACCCAGAUGAGAAGAAGGAGGAAAACCUACCCAUGGAUGGUAAUUUAGGCGCAGAAAAGCCGUCACCAAAAAUAACUCCCACUGUGGAUUCUAAGUCAUCCUUUGAAAGCAUAAUUCUGGUGGCCAUCAGUAAUCCCGAAGAGUCGGAACAUCCUCUUGUACUUGUUGAAAACGAAAAUAAGGAAAUGCAAUGUUUCAACGUUUUCAAGAACAAUGUUGCCAUUGAUCCCAUCGAGGUUGGUUUCCAUCGCGUACAAUUGCACACCAACGAUCCCAAAUAUAAAGCCAUACCCAAAUAUGCAUAUAUGGCAUUUCCACCACAAAAUACCAUUGACGAGUCGUCGUUGUUGUCACCUUUGAGUCCACUCUUGGAGUCAUCACACCCUGUGAUCCAAAAUUAA
Drosophila willistoni is the source of this 1905-nucleotide messenger RNA. RefSeq names its product E3 ubiquitin-protein ligase msl-2. Gene Ontology annotation, cellular component: MSL complex. The record is from RefSeq and is a predicted model, not a curated record. The transcript has a single exon. Bases 1 to 1905 code for a protein of 634 amino acids. Gene Ontology annotation, molecular function: ubiquitin protein ligase activity. Lineage: Eukaryota; Metazoa; Arthropoda; Insecta; Diptera; Drosophilidae.